AUGAAGAAACUAGGAGAACCAACGGACAAAUGUGGACAUACGUCAAGGGGCAGCCACGCCCUCGACAUCUCGGUCUACGAAGAAUUGUAUCUUGGUCUGGAUUGUUUUAACGCGUCAACUCUUAAAAUAAUAACGGCGCAUGCAAUGUCCGUGGAUGACCAGUUACGGGGUCUAGAGGCACUCACGGUCGUUGAGUUGCGUAAACGCUUGUCAUCUCACGACCUGAGCACAGCCGGAUCCAAAAAGGAGUUGCUGCGUAGACUUGCUACCUUUAUGAAGACCUCACAGGAUUCGGAUACGGUUGUCCCCGCGGAGAUACGGGAUAAUGUUUUGGAACCAGUGGAUGAUGCCUUAGAGCUGGAUGCCCCAGAUUCGGAUGUGGAAACCGGAGACACAUCAGCCGUCACCGUUAUUUCGGUGACAAAAGAUGAACCGUCUUUGCCCCCACCACGUCAUAAUGGGCAUCCAGAAUCCACAGAACGGCGUUCUUCGUCGAAAGAUGAACACAGGAGACGAACCUCGACCUCAAAAACUGAAUCUCCAGCUGACGUUCGAAAAAGUGACGAACGUCCAGCUAGUCGACGCCGUCAGUGGGGCAGUAGCACACGUUCAACUUCCGGUGUGAUUAGCAUUUCUACGGAUUCUCUGGAGAAAUUGGUGCCAACGCUAACUGCUGAGCCAUCGGACACGUACAAUCGUUCUGCGACCGUACCUGGUGCUGGUACCCAGUCCGAUUCACACACCGUGCAAACUGCUCCGGCGAACAGUAAAACCGACGAACCGGAUAAUGGACAGGUGGAGCUGGAGGUGGAGGCCAUUGUAGACAACAUGGACACUGAAGACAUUCACCAAGAAACUAAGACUCCCAAGCAGCCGAAAUCCCCAGUUAAACCAUCGUCUGAGGAUCGUAGUCUAUCGACUGCGGAAGUAGCGUCCCCCGAACGUGCACCAGUGAGUGUUGGUUCGAGAAAAAGCAGCCCAGAACGGAAUACCUCAUCAAAACCUCCAUCACCACACAAGAGAAAGGGCCCGAAAGAAACCAAAGCUGUCGGAUAUUUGGUUGAAUCCCCCGAACGCGUGGAACCUUGUCAACCGGCCAAACACAAGCCAACGAACAUUGUGUAUAUCCGGUCCCUCGUACGACCGUUCACUGUCGAUCAGCUGCGCCAGAUGAUCUCGGAUCGUUUUGGUCCAGUUGACGAAAUUUGGCUUGAUCGUAUCAAGUCGAGUUCAUUGGUACGAAUGAAUACCUUGGAAGCGGCUACGAAGUGCCGUGAGGGUCUAGACGGGAGCCGUUGGCCAUCGAUGAAUCCACGUGUUUUGCGGUGCGAUUUUGGCAAUGAGGCUCUGUUUGACUGGAUGAAGGCGAACGGUGCCUCCGGUGACUUAGCACCUCCUAGACACCUAGUUUUAGGACAGCCAGAUGGAGCUUCUGGGGAAUGUCCUCCCACUGACGAGAAAGUAAACAAGGGAGCCCCUCGGUCUGACCGUACCAGUAAACGUGGAUCGGGCACACAGGAUUUACGUACUCGGCUGGACUCAGAUGCUGCGGUUAAAGAUGCUUCACCUCGACAGAAGUCGCCUGUACAUAAACAACCCUCUGAACCAAAGAAAAAACAAGAAGAACCUGCAAAGCUAUUGGAUGACCUGUUCCGAAAAACGGAGAGCACACCUUGCAUUUACUGGCUUCCCCUCACAGAUGACGAGGCGAAAAAGCAAGCAGAAGAACGUUUACGUGCCUAUGCUGCCAAGCGGUCCACCUACGUUCGGUCAACCAGGCCAAGUCAACGGGCUACACGCAGUCCUUUCACAAGUCCUGGUCCAAACGAAGCAACUGGUCAGAAAGCAACCGAACGAUCAGGCCAGUCCAGUUCUGCGGCGAAAACAACACAACCUGAUCGUUCGGAACCGUCGGCUGUUUCAAAGAAUAUCUCCAAAACAGAAGUGACGAAUGAAUCUAAGUCCAAACCGCAGCGAGCAGAUGCUGGCGAUCGUAGUCGCAAAAAGUCGCCUGCGCCACUGCCUCAGGACUCACAGUCUGGCAAACGUGAUAAGUGCCCGACGGAAACCCGAAAGCGAGAGCGAUCUCCCUUCACGCCGCCUAGAACGCAACCCAGUGCUGAGUCGCGGACAGACACGGACAAAUCAAGCCGCCCUAAUGCUUCUUCCUCAUCCGUGACUAAGCGUGCGCGUUCUCGUAGCCCGAGCACACGGCGAUCCCAGCCGUCGAAAACAGAUCGUUUCCGACGAUCGAGUUCGCGUUCGUCUACUGGUCGGAGUGACACUAAGCGAAGAACUACCGGUUCCUCCAGUCGGAGGGACCGUAGGACUCCUCCAAGCUCGUCGAAAUACACACGUGAACGGUCACGUUCGGUGGAACGACGUGCCAUCUCUCCACCGACACAUCGUUCCUACGGACGUUCGCACCGUUGACGUGUGCUAUCUGGCGAGGCUUGUCUUAUCAUGUAUAUGGCCCGUUGUCGCUACUGUCCAUUGAUUUUGCCUGGCUAUCCUCGAUCGAAAUUUGUGAAGUUUGUAUUUGUUGUCCCCUACCCCAUUCAUUCGUUUUGUCCUCCCU
Messenger RNA from Opisthorchis viverrini, 2578 nucleotides. RefSeq lists its product as hypothetical. The coding region runs from base 1 to 2433 and encodes 810 amino acids. NCBI's taxonomy places the organism in Eukaryota, Metazoa, Platyhelminthes, Trematoda, Opisthorchiida, Opisthorchiidae. Gene Ontology annotation, molecular function: RNA binding. The record is from RefSeq and is a predicted model, not a curated record. The transcript is spliced from 12 exons.